Macroventuria anomochaeta is the source of this 873-nucleotide messenger RNA. RefSeq lists its product as uncharacterized. The record is from RefSeq and is a predicted model, not a curated record. The transcript has a single exon. Bases 284 to 838 code for a protein of 184 amino acids. Lineage: Eukaryota; Fungi; Ascomycota; Dothideomycetes; Pleosporales; Didymellaceae.
GCACACCAAGCUGACCAAGCUGAGUGCCAUCACUCCGUCCGACUCGCCUGCAGCCUGUAUCACGGACAUUAUAGACGCCGAUGUCCGCGUGCAACCGUAAGCGCAAGGUAGAUAAUAGCUAACCUGUGCAGUAUCGAGAGCCAAGCGUACAGUGAAUCUUAGCCCGCGUAUAUCGGAUUAAACAUGGCUCUCCUCUCUCCACGAUAUUGCCAAUGCUCUCGGCAAUGGGCCACAAAGCUCCGGGCGGUACCCAGACUGCGACUUCGGUACGGACACGAAUGAAAUGUUUAUGGUUGUGCCUUUGGCGACUAUCUGCGGAUCUGCACGCGCAAGAGUCGCAUCAGGUUCCAACCUGGGCCCAGCUGCUGCAGAGGAUCGGACACGUAGCUGCCUCGACAGCCAGCUCGCAGGAAUUGCCGCAACGAGCCUUGGGAUACGGGCUGAGCAGAUGGCGUGUGAAGUGGGGACUCUCUAUCAAGACUCAGUUAUCCGCUGCGCUGUGAACAAGGGAAAUCUCUCGGCUUCACAGUUAUUUCGUCCACCAAUCCUCUCCUGUGGGUUCUUCCUUUGUGGUUGCCUUUGUGGUUGCCUUUGUGGUUACCUUUGUAGUUGCCUUCGUGGUUGCCUCCGUGCAAUUUCAUACUUCCUGUGGCUGUUCCAUACACUCCGCGCACUGAACGGAAAACGCGGGUCAGGCGUGCUUGCUCUGUCGCUUCAUUUCCCUGCUCUACUUUUUUCCUGCUUUGACUUCGCCAGACCAUCGGUGGCAGCUCCUUUUAGCUCGCACACAUCAGCUACAGUGAAGAAGCGCGUUGCUCAUGUUCAAAUGGGAUUGUGAACGCCAUCUAAUGCACCUCGGUAGAGUAUAUGCGA